Lottia gigantea (owl limpet) is the source of this 2664-nucleotide messenger RNA. RefSeq lists its product as hypothetical. The transcript has 24 exons. The record is from RefSeq and is a predicted model, not a curated record. Gene Ontology annotation, cellular component: COG complex. The coding region runs from base 109 to 2322 and encodes 737 amino acids. NCBI's taxonomy places the organism in Eukaryota, Metazoa, Mollusca, Gastropoda, Lottiidae. Gene Ontology annotation, biological process: Golgi organization; retrograde vesicle-mediated transport, Golgi to endoplasmic reticulum; intracellular protein transport.
GUAAACAAAAAGUGGACGUGUAAAAUAAAAUUGCAAUGAAAAUAUAUUAUGUAGGAUAGCAGGAAACUUUCUACAUACAUUUCUACAUUUGAUACAUACAAAUUAAGCAUGGAUUACUCAAAGUUUUUGGAUGAUAGUUUUGAUGCUAAAGAAUGGGUGAAUGCUGCAUUUAGAAACCACAAAGAUACUGCUGUAUCAAAAGAUCAAUAUGCCACUACACUGGUUAUGAAAUUACAGAUGUUUAUUCAGGAAGUAAAUAAUAUACUAGAAGAAGCCAGUCAACAAGCUUUACAAAAUCUACCAAGAGUUAUGAGAGAAAUAGAUGCUGUAAGACAAGAAGCUUCUCUAUUACAAGAUCAAAUGAGAAUGGUUAAAGAAGAUAUUCAGAAGGUUGAACAGAGUACUGCUCAAUCAAUGCAAGUGCUAUUAAAGUUAGAUGGCAUUAAAGGUAGAAUGAAAACAACAGCUGAAGCAUUGAAGGAAGCUGAUAAUUGGACAACAUUAAGUGCUGAUGUAGAAGAAGUUUUUCACUCUAAUGAUAUACAGGCUAUAACAGACAAAUUAACAGGAAUGCAGCAGAGCUUGCAAAUGUUAGUAGAUACACCAGACUAUGCUGAUAGAUGUCAGCAUCUUGAGAAAUUGAAGAAUAGAUUAGAAGCUAUAUUGAGUCCACAACUUAUAGCAGCCUUUAACACACAAUCUCUAGAAUCAGCCAAGAUGUAUACUAAGAUGUUUGACAAUAUUGAAAGAUUACCACAGUUGUAUAAAUAUUAUCACAAAUGUCAUAAGGGUAAAUUAUUAGAGAAUUGGAGAGAUAUAGUUGAUAGUAAACAAGAUGAAACUACUAUUGAAUGGUUAACUGAGUUAUAUGAUUUAUUAUUGUCUACAUGGCAUUCACAGAUUAAUUGGUGUAGUCAGGUAUUUAAAGAUCCAGUACCUAUUGUAUGUGAUUUGAUAUCAGAAUCAUUAACUAGUUUAGAUCCCCCUAUAUUAACAUGUAUAUCUGGUUUGAUAUCAACUCGUGGUGAUACAUUAUCAACAUUAACAGAGCUAAAAAAGAUAACAGAAAGAUUUGCUACUAAUUUAGAGACUACAGUAGAAUCUCAUAUGACAGAACAUUCUGCUAGUUUAGAAAAGUUAUUAUUAAGUAUUUAUGCCCCAUAUAGAUCAUAUUUACCCAAAUAUUCAACAUUCCAAGAGGUGGUAUUAAUUCAAGACUUGGAUAAUAUUAAAAUGGAUCAUGAAGAAGUAAUGGAUACAGUACAACUGUUGUCAGAAACUGUUAAUAAAUUAUUUUCUGCUGCCAAUAAGGCUAAUACAAGAUGUCAGAAGUUAACAAAUGGUUUUUGUUAUGUUGGUUUAUUAGAUGCUUAUAAAACCUAUUUUCUAUGUUAUUGUCGUGAAUUUCGACGUGUUUUAAUCAAUAUUCGAGAGAAAUGUGGUAUUAAUCAAGGUAGUGAGGGAGAAGAUUGGUCUAAUUUUCAACAUUCAUUACGUUUAAUACAAACUUGUGGUGAUUUAAUAUUACAUGCUGAAGAAUUAGAUCAAGAAGUUGUUAGUUCUAUUUUACAUUCUGUUGGUAGACAUAUUGGUUCUCCUAAUCGUCAUUGUUUACAGUUUCAAGCUAGUUUAUUUAUUGAUAAUAAAGAUGAUAUAGAAACAUUAGAAAUCAUGAUCAGUAAAUUAGAAGAGGGUGAUACACCAUCAAAACUUACCGAUAUUAAAUCUGAAAUGUGUAAGCUAUGUGAAGAAGUACAUAAGUUUGGUUUUGAAAUAGUGUUUGCUCAGUUGAAGAAAUAUUUGUCCAAUAUAUCUAACAUGGAGAUCUGGACUUCUAAAAGAGCUGAGGGAGCAUUAACAUCAGAUUUACCUAGUUUUAGUUUGUCUCCACAAGAAUAUAUAACAAAGAUUGGUCAAUAUUUGAUGACCAUACCACAACAUUUAGAACCAUUUAUGUUACAUGAUAACCCUACAUUAACUACUGCAUUAAAAUAUGGUAAAUUACCUUAUAUAGAUGAUCAAGAUUUGCCAGAACAUUUAGCUGAUCUAUGGUUGGAAUCUGUUGCUAAGGGAACAAUGCAUAUUUAUUGUGAAGAAAUACUGAAGAUUAUAAAUCUAUCACCACAUGCAACAAAACAGUUGAUAACAGAUAUAGAGUAUUUAUUGAAUGUAUUAGAUGAUUUAGGAUUACAACCAACAGAUAAUAUCAGUAAUAUAAAUAUAUUAUUACAAGCUACAACAGAGGAUUUUACUGAUAAAGCUGAAACUAUGCCACAAAGACUGACCCAUGCUAUAAGUGCGAUGCGGCAUAUUGAACUUUAGAUUUACUUUUGUGAUUGUUGUAUUUUGUUGCAAUUUGUUGAAAUAUUGUGCACUAAAGGUUGUUAGACGAGCAAUGAGUUAUGGCAUCAUUGUUGUGGCUUAAUAUUUUUCAUCAUAAUUGUCUGUAUUCAGGAGCACAAUCCGGUGCAUAGCACCAGCACAGGACACUCAUUUUCAUCUCACUAAUGAUUAUUUUUAUUGAGGGAUUUGUUAUAGUUGUUGAAAUAAUGUAAAAUUGUUUAUGAAAAAUGUGGGAUAUAUAAAUGAAAUUUAACAAUUUAAUAAUGUAUAGUACUUUAUACUCUAUUGGAUUUAAAUGUUAUAUUAAAAAGUAAAAACAAC